Molecule: messenger RNA, 636 nt
Organism: Echinococcus granulosus
Lineage: Eukaryota; Metazoa; Platyhelminthes; Cestoda; Cyclophyllidea; Taeniidae
Product: Doublesex- and mab-3-related transcription factor 3
Exons: 2
Coding region: 1-636 (211 amino acids)
Biological process (GO): sex differentiation; regulation of transcription by RNA polymerase II
Cellular component (GO): nucleus
Molecular function (GO): DNA-binding transcription factor activity, RNA polymerase II-specific; RNA polymerase II cis-regulatory region sequence-specific DNA binding
Source: RefSeq, a predicted model, not a curated record
AUGACCACCGAAACCAGCUUUUAUUCUGGCUUGGCGGGUGUUCGCAAACCCAAGUGCGCUCGUUGCAGGAAUCACGGGGUAAUAGCAUGGAUCAAGGGACACAAGAGGUUUUGUGCUUUUCGCGACUGCCGAUGUGAACAGUGUCUACUAGUGGUAGAGCGUCAGCGAAUUAUGGCUGCACAAGUGGCGCUCAAACGCAAACAAGCAGCAGAGGAUCUUGCUUUUCAUCAUUUGCUGGCGAAAUCCGGUGUGGAGCAGAAUUGCAUCAGCACCUCUACUCCUCCACAACUUCGCAGAUCAGAUUUUCCACAGCCAACCCGUCAGAGCCUAGAUUCUGCCUAUCUAACAGCGGAUUCACAAUUGUCGAUCACCAGUGGCAGUAUCACUCCACCACUACCACCGGAAGACCAAUCGCCUACCGAUGAGCAGAGUUCACCUCCUGAACCAACUCCGCCUCAAGGACCAAUGGAAAUUGUGCUCAAUUUGGGAGCUAAACUGCGGCGACAGAGCAGCACUCAUCUAUCGCCGGAAAUGUUGACACAAUUCUUUCGUGCUUUACCCCACCCCGCUCUUUUGUCUAUACCGUCGUCUCCCCCAUGUCCUACUCAACCACCACCACCUCCCUCUUUUCCUUGA